Messenger RNA from Polistes dominula (European paper wasp), 1530 nucleotides. RefSeq lists its product as uncharacterized. The record is from RefSeq and is a predicted model, not a curated record. Lineage: Eukaryota; Metazoa; Arthropoda; Insecta; Hymenoptera; Vespidae.
AUGACCAUCAGACCGCUCAGGAGGUGUCAAGCACACCCGCUUCGUCAACCAAGUCCUCUCAAGCAUGAAGCUCAAGCCCAUCUCAGUCAUCUCACAUUGCUGGCCACAGCAACAGCAAUAGUCCUCUCAGCAGCUUCAUCAACUCAAGUUCGUCUGUUAAUUGACCCUGGAUCAGAAAUCUCAUUCAUCUCAGAAAAGCUCACCCAGCAGCUCAAGUUACAACGWAGGCACUCAAGGCUGGACGUUUAUGGUGUCGGUGGAACACGGACGUCUCAAACAARAGGAAUUGUCACGCUCAACCUUCAAUCAAGGUAUAGACCACUCACGGUGACAAUUUCAGCUCACGUGUUAAAGACAGUUACCACCAUCYUGCCGGCCAUAAAGACUCAACAGGAACCCGAAUGGCCACACCURAAKGGUUUACCUCUAGCUGAUCCAGAAUUUCUCGUUCCAAGGGCAGUAGAUGUCAUAAUCGGAGCAGACUUCUACGGCCAACUCAUUAGGCCUAAUAUCAUUAGGUACUCAGCAGGAACUCCCAUUGCUCAAUUAUCAAUCUUUGGGUGGUUGGUCAUAGGCCCAAUUCAGGCACCRGUCACGCUUGCAAGGACAACUCAUCUCGGCAGCUCUCAGGUAUCAAACUCGUCCUUGCRAGAGUUGUUGACACGGUUCUGGGUCCAAGAAGAACCUCCAUCAUCGGACAACUCAUCGCUUACUCCUGAGGAGCAGGAGUGUGAGCUGCACUUCAAGACCACUCACUCAAGGGACUCAACAGGGCGUUACAUCGUCAAGAUGCCUCUCAAAUCGCCCCCAACAGUCCUGGGAGAUUCUUAUCAGACAGCUCAUCGAUCGCUCCAACGAAUUCUCAGGCGACUUGGCAGAGACACUCAGUACGACCGAUUGUACAMUYAGUUMAUGCGAGAGUAURAACAAUCUCAGCACAUGCUCAAGCUCGAUGACAUCUCAGUUGGUAGAAGGCCACAUUACUAUUUGCCUCAUMAUGGGGUACUUAAGCCAGACAGCUCCACCACGAAGCUCAGGGUUGUUUUCAACGGUUCAAGUGCCAGCUCCACUGGUCACUCGCUCAAUGACAUCAUGCACGCUGGUCCUAAUUUGAUGCUCAACAUCUUCGACUUGCUCAUUUGGAUACGUCAACUCAAGUAUCUCUUUGCGACUGACAUCACCAAGAUUUACCGGCAAAUCAAGAUACAUCCAGAUGACCAGGAUCUGCAACGCAUCGUGUGGGUGAAUGAACAGCAGGUUGAAUCUCAUUUUCAGCUCACUACAGUCACGUAUGGAACCAAGUCAGCACCGUUCCUAGCUGUACGAACGCUCCUUCAGCUUACUGAAGAUGAAGGCUCUCAGUAUCCUCUUGCUGUCAAACCGACCAUCAUGGGCGUUAUGUUGACGACAUCUUCGGAGGAUCCGACACAGUGCAACAGCUCGUGGAGACUGCUCAACAACUCAUACGGCUCUGCCAUGCGGGCGGAUUCCCGCUGGCUAAGUGGCACUCCACUUCUCAGCAACUGUUAA